UUACUUUUUUUUUUUGUUGAUGGAUGGACAAGAAAGUAAGAACAGACUGUAGAUUUUAAGAAGGAACAAUGGCAGUUGGUAUGUUGCCCACGUGACGCAACACAACGCUCAUCAUCCCCUCAAAGGGGAUCUCUCUGGGAGAGACGUGGCUUAACUCUGCAGAUUAUCUCCUUCCAUACACCUUCUUUCGCUUCAAACUCAAUAAACCUCUUGCUCUCUCUCUCUCUCUCUCGCAAGGACACAAACCGACCGAGAUAUGAGUAGUUUGGAGGCUUGGAGAUAACCCAGAUGUUCAUUACCUGUUCGAGAUAUGAGUAGUUUGGAGACUUGGAGAUAACCCAGAUGCUCAUUACCUGUGAUUCUUUAUUUGAAUUCGCGAUUUGGAUUAAAGGACAGCUUUGUUGCUAACAGUUUAGCUGGAUUGAUAGAGUGGAGGCUUAUUGUUAAGCUGAAGUUUGGGCAUUGGAUUGAUUGUGGAAAAUCUUGUCUGGGUUUCUGGGUUUUCGGUUUUUGCCUGAAAUAUUAAAUACCCAUCUGGUGAAAGCCCUAAUUUGGCAUUCGGAGGGUUUGAUAGGUGUAUGAGGUGUAUUUGGUGGAAUUUGUGAGGAGGAGGAAGAGGUGGAGAGGAGAGCGGGAGGGAGAUGUCGAUCUCUGGGUUCAGAUUGGGUCCAUGGUUUCAUAAGAAGAUCGUUGACCCUCUUGUUCAAAUACUCAGCAGGGGUGCUGAGCCAAAGCAAUUGGCAUUUUCUGCUGCCCUUGGCAUUACUUUGGGAGUAUUUCCCAUAUGUGGGGUCACUGUGUUUUUGUGUGGAAUGGCUAUUGCUGUGCUUGGAUCUCGUUGCCAUUCUCCAACUGCGAUGCUUGCUAACUUCAUUGCAACUCCUAUAGAGUUGAGCCUGGUGGUUCCCUUCUUGCGGUUCGGUGAAGUUCUCUCAGGCGGAGCCCAUUUUCCAUUGACUUCAGAUGUCUUAAAGAAGGUGUUGACUGGCCAAGCUUCACGUGAAGUUCUUCUAAGUAUUGUCCAUGCGUUGUUGGGGUGGCUUGUGGCAGCACCCUUUAUUCUAGCUUUGCUUUACAUAUUAUUCUUGCCAUGCUUCAAGCUCCUAGUUCACAAGUUCAGCAGUGUUCCUUUAAGCCCGAAGAGGCCACUCCUUUCCAACGCAGAUGUCAAGCUAAAGGUAAGGGAUGUUUGAUUACUAAUGGCCACAUAUUUUCUGUAAUGUUCAUCCCAAUAAUAGGGAAUGUAUGUGAUAUGUUUCUGAAAGAAUUCUGGGUUUUGUACAUAAAAAAAUUCCUGACCUUUAGUGCAAAUUUCAUGUUUUACAUGCUUGUAAAA
This is a messenger RNA of Malania oleifera, 1336 nucleotides long. RefSeq lists its product as uncharacterized. NCBI's taxonomy places the organism in Eukaryota, Viridiplantae, Streptophyta, Magnoliopsida, Santalales, Ximeniaceae. The record is from RefSeq and is a predicted model, not a curated record. Gene Ontology annotation, cellular component: intracellular membrane-bounded organelle. The transcript is spliced from 5 exons. Bases 642 to 1193 code for a protein of 183 amino acids.